Drosophila suzukii is the source of this 2314-nucleotide messenger RNA. The record is from RefSeq and is a predicted model, not a curated record. NCBI's taxonomy places the organism in Eukaryota, Metazoa, Arthropoda, Insecta, Diptera, Drosophilidae.
ACAAACAUCAACUGCAGAGCCAGCUCUAGUUUUGUGAUUGUGUUGUGUCAAAAAUACAGGGUUUUAUUGUUGCAUUUGCAAUUUAAUCCGAUAAAUAUUAGGCGUGGAGUUAUGCGCGAGACGUCGUUGCCAGCGACCAGAGAGCCGAGCGGCCACACGUGUAUGUGUUUCACUGGCGUUGGCAUUCGUUAUUAAUUAAAUCAGCCGCCAACAGCUGAGCGAGUGAAAGAGAGAGGGAGAGGCAGUGGAAGAGAGUUAACCGAACCGAUACAGGCCACUUCCAACCGAAUCGGAAUCGGAAUCGAAGCAGCGCAGUCGGCAGAAGCAGCGCAGUCAGCUGAGGCUUGAUUCCUCCCUGCCGAUUCGGCAGCCGGCAAGAUUUCACUGGAUCUAAUGGCUAAGGACGAGGAGGAUGAUCUGCUGCCCGACAAGGAUGCGGCCAAGGGCUUCUAUGCCAAGUACGAGCCCAAGGAGAUUCUGGGCAGGGGCAUCAGUUCGACCGUGAGGCGAUGCAUCGAGAAGGAGACGGGCAAGGAGUUCGCCGCCAAGAUCAUCGACCUGGGCGCCACCACAGAGGCGGGCGAGACGAAUCCAUAUCACAUGCUGGAAGCAACCAGACAAGAAAUCUCAAUACUGCGCCAGGUCAUGGGGCAUCCCUACAUAAUUGAUCUGCAGGAUGUGUUUGAGUCAGAUGCAUUUGUUUUCCUCGUAUUCGAGCUGUGUCCCAAAGGCGAGCUCUUCGACUAUCUGACCUCUGUGGUGACGCUCUCCGAGAAGAAGACGCGCACCAUUAUGCGACAGAUCUUCGAGGGCGUCGAGUACAUACACGCCAAGAACAUUGUCCAUCGUGACCUCAAGCCCGAGAACAUCUUGCUGGACGAGAAUCACAACGUGAAAAUCACGGACUUUGGCUUCGCCAGGCAGCUGCAGGAGGGCGAGAAACUUACAGAUCUGUGUGGAACACCCGGUUAUUUGGCGCCGGAAACGCUUAAGUGCAACAUGUUCGAAGGAUCGCCCGGCUAUUCGCAGGAAGUGGACAUAUGGGCCUGUGGCGUGAUUAUGUUCACGCUGCUCGUCGGUUGUCCACCUUUCUGGCACCGCAAGCAGAUGGUCAUGCUGCGGAAUAUCAUGGAGGGCAAAUACAGCUUCACCUCGCCCGAGUGGGCCGAUAUUUCAGAGGAUCCCAAGGAUCUGAUACGCAAAUGUCUAGUCGUUGAUCCUGCGCAACGUAUCACCGUCAAGGAAGUAUUAAGACAUCCAUUCUUCAACCAAAUGGUGUUAAUGGGUGAUCGCCGGCAUCCGGCACCGCCCAUCCCGGCCGCCCAUUCAAGCGGCAGAUUCCUCCUCGGCAGAGAGGCCUCAUCGUACCGCUUUGGGCAACUGAGGAGCAGCAGUGGCGCUGGCUAUCUGUACUGUGCGCCACAGAGCUCCUACUCGUCGAAUCGAAUGCGCGAUGGGCCGCUGGACGAUGCGGCUGCCUCCUGCCAUGCCAUGUCAUCCGCCACCGCCUGCUCCUCCUCCGCCGCCGCGGCCCUGGCGUCCUCCUCCCUGGCAUCCGCCAACUCCCACAAAACGCUCACGGCGACGGUCUACUAUCAGCAGCAACCGCAGCAGCAUCAGUCGCAGCAGCAGCAGCAGCAGCAAUCGCAGUAUCAGCAACAGCAACAGACGACGCAACUGCCGGUGCAACUGCAAUUGCAUCCACAGUUGCAGCCAGGUGGCGAUGGCAAGCAAUCGGUGUACACACCUCCUCCAGUGCAGCUGCGCAAACAGAGUCGCUUCAACGCGCGCAAAAAGUUCCAAUUCGCCAUACUCGUGAUACGGGCCGUCAUCCGGAUACGGCGCCUGCGCUACACCGCCGAGCCGCUGCACGUUGAGGAGGCCAUCCGGGAUCCGUACCGCGUCAAGGUUCUGCGCAAGGUCAUCGAUGGCUGUGCCUUCCGUGUCUACGGGCACUGGGUCAAGAAGGGCGAGGGCCAGAACCGGGCCGCCCUCUUCGAGAAUACUCCGCGCACCGAGCUGCACGCGCUCUACAUCAACAAUCUCAGCCGAUAGGAGGCGGCCGGGCGACGGGGCGUGGUCGCUGAGCUACACAAGCACACACAAAACACACAAAAAAAAGAAAAAAAAAAACAGAAGGAAAGCACGGAAAAACCAAGCAACAAACGAAUUAGCAAAAGUUACUAAGAAACACAGGAAAUUGCGAUUGCAAAAAGGAGAGACACCAAAAAGGAUUCAGCCGUACGGCUCGUUGCGAUUCGAAUUCGCCUCGUUCUGCGUCCGGGUUUUUAAGAGCUUCGAGGAGCCCCAAAAA